CCCGCCCAGAAGCUGCGGGAUGAGCUGCGACGGCUGCUGGGUGAGAGCUGGUCAGAGGAGCUGGAGUGUGACGUGCCCCGUGCCUGGCAGCGGCACGGGGACUUGGUCCUGUUGAGCGAGGACAGCUUCAGGAGCGCGCCGUGGGAGAAGCUGGGUCCGGUGCUCUGGGAGACAGUCGCCUCAGCUCUGGGUGCCCGGCGGCUGGCCAGGCAAGGAAGGGUAUUGCCGGAUGGGAUGCGGUCCCCCAGUGUCACCUUGCUGCUGGGCCAGGAUGGCUGGGUGGAGCAUGUGGACAACCGGAUCAGGUACACGUUCGACGUGACCAAGUGCAUGUUCUCGCCAGGCAACAUCACAGAGAAGCUGCGGGUGGCCUCGCUGCCCUGCUCCGGGGAGGUCCUUGUGGAUCUCUACGCAGGCAUUGGCUAUUUCACGCUGCCAUACUUGGUUCAUGCAGCAGACGCCUUCGCUCACGCCUGCGAGUGGAACAGCCAUGCCGUGGAAGCCCUGCGGAGGAACCUGGUGCUGAAUGGCGUGCAGGACCGCUGCCGCAUCCACCACGGGGACAGCCGGCAGCUGGAGCUACGGGAUGUAGCGGACCGGGUGAAUCUGGGGCUGAUUCCGAGCUCGGAGGAAGGCUGGCCGGUGGCCUGCCGUGUCCUGAAGAAGGGCACAGGUGGGGUUCUCCACAUCCACCACAACGUGGAGACUCUCCCCGCAUCGCCCCCGACAGAGACCCUGGUCCCGCAGGCUGAGCGGGGGUCUCUGGAGGGAGCUGGCUCUGACGGAGAGGCGCAGCACCCAAUGGAGGAUGGUGGUAAGGGGACGCUGGGGAACAGGAUCAGACCUGAGUGGCAGAGGUGGGCUGAAGCCACGGCGGCACGGAUCCGGGGACUGCUGGCAGAGCUGCACGGGCAGCCGUGGCGCACCAGCAUCCUGCACAUCGAGGCAGUGAAGUCCUAUGCGCCCCAUGUGCAUCACCUCGUGCUGGACCUCGAGUGCCGGCCAACGCUGCCCGCCUAG
Balearica regulorum gibbericeps (East African grey crowned-crane) is the source of this 1020-nucleotide messenger RNA. The record is from RefSeq and is a predicted model, not a curated record. NCBI's taxonomy places the organism in Eukaryota, Metazoa, Chordata, Aves, Gruiformes, Gruidae.